UACCAUGAAUCAGUUUGAAUCAUCGAGCGUAUAGUUGUAUAUGUUUGAGAACUGCUACUGGAAUUGUUGUACAGGUUUUACUUCGACUGGUAUCUGGUCAGCAGACCAACUGUGACCAGCCAGUAUGGAGGACGUGUUCGCUCUCGUCGUUUUAACACUGUUACAACUAUGCCGAGGCCAAAUGAUACAGCCGGAAUGGUUCGCUGCAAACCUAGUCAACCAGGACCCAGGUUACACACCGAAACCAAUAACGGAGAUAUUCACAAGCGAUUCGCCGUUUACCCCCAAAAAUCCGGCACUGUUCACACAACCGCCGACCGUGGCAAGUUCUCCUUUACCGCCCGCUUCAAAGCUAUCUUCUUCAGUAGCCCAGAAUAUUAAUCCCGCUUCACAAAAUGGAGAAUCACCUCGGGGAACACCAGAAAUAAUGUCACAAGUUGUAGACAAUUCACCGAAGACCGACUUACCAAACUUUCUCAUAGUCUUCGAUCCUAGAGGACCGGUGAAUGAGAAUAUACAGCCACCGAUACCGUCAUCGAGACAACCCUUACCAGAAACGACGCCAGUACAAAAUAAACCAACCACUGCCAUCGUUUCUCCCUCUACAACGCAAUCUACUACAGCAAUGCCACCAUCCCUAGGAACACUACCUCCUUUCCCGCAAGGAGUUCCACCACAAAUACUAAGCACUUUGUCUCCACCAAUAUGGCCACUUAAUUCGAUGUUCCUCUAUCCAAUUCUUCCGUUUAACCGUAGUGUAACUCCAGCAGCACCGGUUACGCCAACAAUUGUCCCAAACCUGUCUCCGAUUCGUCAACCUGCAAGACCACUGGCUCCAAAGCCCACGUUGACUGUAAGGGUCAAAGCUCCAAGGGGUUCGAUCACUAAAUUACACAUAAAUCCAACAACAACAGUUAGACCAACUACGACCAGAAGACGAAAGUCUAACAGAAGGACAAAUAACUAUGAAACAUGUGUAAAUUCGUGCAGCGGGAAAAAGGAGCCAAUCUGCAGCAGUCCCAUGGGAGUGAACCCCAUUGAUCCAGACCGGUUGAAAGGAUUCCCUUCUCUAUGCCAUAUGGCCUGCCACAACUCUUUUAAGAGAGACCAAGUGUACCAAAAAGUGGCGAAUGGACGUUGCGGCAAACUACGAACGCGCAUACGGCCUGUGGACAAGAACAAACUCAACAGAGAAGAGCUAAACAAAGCCCAAUACACCAUAGUGCAUAAUUCACCUGAAACUGUCGUGGAAUUCUCGCCGGUAAGGCAUUGAGAUACAGGAUUAAAUCGAAUGCACAAAAGCAUAAAAAAAAUAUUGACGGAACGGUCAUAACAUCACGCAUAAGCUAGUCGUGUUUAUAUAGACAGGAAUGUUGUGUGUAAUAAGUUUUUAUUGCUUCUAUAAUACAAAUGUUUUUUCCUAAUAUGAUUGAAUAAGCUGAUAAUAUUCAUCGUUACGGAAGAUACAUACUGUUGGUGCGUUUCUUAUAUUGUGUAGGUAUCUAUUACGAAAUCGCUCAAACUGUUGGAAUGGAAAAAAUGAUUGUAUUGAAGUAGUAAUAACAGAUGGUUGAUGUAAUUUUUAUGCCCACCUGCUUUUUAUUUUUGUAUAAUUUAACACUUUCUAUGAAGUAGGUAAGCUAUAUAUACUGAAGACAAAAUGUUUUCUUUGCUAAAGUAAUUAUUAUCACCUACAAAUUUUACACAACCGUCGUUGAGACUUGACCAUCUAAGAACAAACAACAACGCUAAAGAAUAAUAAUAAUUAUUACAAGCAUAUUGAAUCUUUAUCCAUUCUUAUGAAAUAAACUUUAUGCUAGAAGUGUAAACGUUUCAAAUUAAUUAAUCGCUUAGAACGAUUAAAUAAUAUUUAAUUCUAAUAAUUAUUAUUCUUGUUCAUACACUUUGCUGUUACAAUAUUUAAUACAUAGUUGGAGAGAAAAAGAAGGAAUUAAGUAAUCAGGACAAAGAAAUGUGCAUAAUAUUCAUUAAAAUAUUGUUCAAUUGAUGUUUCAAUGGAAAGAAGAAACUGGUCAUGGCAAAAAUACUUCUAUAAAGAACUGACAUAAGGAGGUCCACCAAUGAGAGGUGGGCAUUUUCUGUAUUUGUAAGUUUUAUAUGGCUAUAAUAAUAUAAUUAUGUGUAAAACCCUUCAUAACACAUUUUAUUUCAACAAUUUCAAUAUUGUAAUGUAUCUCAUUGCGCACAUGUGCCGUAAUGUAAAAUAAAAUGCACAUGUGCUGUAAUGUAAUAUUAUCCUUACCUUACCUAUAUUACAUUACAUUACCUUUAUCAGACAGUUUUUAUGUCAGAAAGGUGCUCAACAUUUUAUGAAUAAAAUUAACUUUGUGAGAUAAAACAUAUUAAAACAUUUAUUUCUUUCAUUUUAAUUAUUUAGACAAUAAAUUACAACUAUUUAUCUGUAACAGAAACACUAAAAUAUUUGCCUUAGAAAAACUGGUGCUCGCACUUCGCGAUCUGUGUAAAAAUGACAAGCGUGUCAAAAUGUCAUCAUAAGGAAAACAGGCAAAGAUGCAAAUUCAUUUUCAGAAAGUGUGUUAAAAAUGUGUUUCCUCGCAAAUGUGUUAUAAAACGUCGUAUGACACACGUGCGCCUUGAUAAUUACAGCCUCUACAUUCCUUACUAUAGCUUUAUUGCAAUAUCGCCUCGGCUGUAAUUUUCAACUUACUGCACUUAUAAUUAUCUCAUUAUACUAUUAUUUAUAAAUGUUGCACACAAGUCAAAAUGUUAUAUUACGACUAGCCACAACUCAAGCCGCUUUUUCUUAAGCGUGUCUUAUUAAGUUGAUGGAAAAACAAGACUUUUAUGUAAGUUAAUUAUUAUUAAAGUAUUAAUUAAUUCCGUCCAGAGAUUACAAUUUAUUUUUACAUAUUUGUAAGGAAUUAUAUAUAUUUUUUUACCUAUUUAAUGUUAAAAAGUAUGGAAAAAAUAAAUUAAAAACGCUGAGAUUAAAAAAAAACUUUUU
Molecule: messenger RNA, 2986 nt
Organism: Bicyclus anynana (squinting bush brown)
Lineage: Eukaryota; Metazoa; Arthropoda; Insecta; Lepidoptera; Nymphalidae
Exons: 3
Coding region: 125-1273 (382 amino acids)
Source: RefSeq, a predicted model, not a curated record